This is a messenger RNA of Papilio machaon (common yellow swallowtail), 2185 nucleotides long. RefSeq names its product protein phosphatase 1 regulatory subunit 16A (gene MYPT-75D). The transcript is spliced from 10 exons. The record is from RefSeq and is a predicted model, not a curated record. Bases 174 to 2057 code for a protein of 627 amino acids. Gene Ontology annotation, molecular function: protein binding; enzyme inhibitor activity; phosphatase regulator activity. Lineage: Eukaryota; Metazoa; Arthropoda; Insecta; Lepidoptera; Papilionidae. Gene Ontology annotation, cellular component: cytoplasm.
AAACACAAAAUGACUCUAUAUAGUAAAAUAUUAUGUUAAAAGUGUCUAAACUCGUCUAUUUCUACGAUUAUAUUAUGUGUUGAAUGUGACGUUAGUGAAUAUUAUGUGUGAUAAAGGUUACAAUACCAGAAUGAAACAUACUUCUGCAUUGUAGAUAUAAACGAUCGCGGAAAAUGGAACACUCCGACUUGGUGGCAGAGAUGGCGCAGGUGGAGCACCUCACUACACAGGAGAGGCUUCAUCUUGCUAGAAGACGCCGCAUGCAACAACUGAAAUUAUGGCAGCAAAGGGAGAAAGAGUGGGCGCGAUCUCGACCGAAGAGAGAGAAGAGUAAUAAACGAAACAUUUUCUUUAAUGAUAGUGUAAUGCUGCUGGAAGCAGCGGCAAGGAAUGACAUCGAUGAAGUGAGAAGAUUAUUAGCAAGAGGUGUGACUCCUGACGCUACAAACGAAGAUGGGUUAACAGCACUACAUCAAUGCUGUAUAGAUAACAACGAAGCCAUGAUGCGACUCCUACUAGACCAUGGAGCAAACGUCAACGCAGAAGACAGCGAAAAAUGGACACCUUUACACGCAGCCGCUACCUGUGGAAACCUUAACCUUGUUAGGAUAUUAAUACAAAGAGGAGCGAACUUAUUAGCUGUUAAUGGAGACGGGAAUAUGCCAUAUGAUAUUUGUGAAGAAGAACGAACGCUGGAUGCAAUAGAAAGUGAAAUGGCAGCUAGAGGUGUUACUCAGAGAUUGAUAGAUGAAACCCGAGCGGCGACAGAAAUGAAAAUGUUGAUGGAUGUCGCGGAACUAGUCAAAGAAGGAAUGGAUUUAGAUGAGCCUAGAGAUAAUCAAGGUGCUACUCUGUUGCACAUAGCGUCUGCGAACGGUUACCUGAAGGUGGUGGAGUUCCUGCUGGAGCACCGCGCCAGCACCGACGUGGUGGACCACGACAUGUGGCAGCCGGUACACGCCGCCGCCUGCUGGGGACAUUUAGAAGUAUUAGAACUACUUGUGCAGUAUGGAGCUGAUCUCAACGUAAGGAACAAGCACGAUGAGACGCCAGCAGAUAUAUGCGAGGAGGGUGAGAUCCGCGGCCGCAUCGCGCGGCUCGCGGCUGAGCAGGAGGAGAUCAGACGUCGCGCUGCGCACUCCGCCGGCGAGCGACUGCGCACCGCCAGGCGCUCCUCCUCCACUGCCAGCACCAGCAGAGUACGAUCAGUGCGACGAACGUCACUGCGAGAAAAGCAAAUGGCGGCCAAAGCUGACGCCAGAGGAGAAGCGAGACUCAGAGAGACAUUUGACUCAGCUGCUGAUGAUGAGCUGCAGGGUCUGUCUAAUGGAGUGGAAAAUGAUCAAAACACUGCCAACCAACUUCCAUCUAGCGAUUUAACGCACAAUCGCCUAUCGAUCAGCUCUACUACAUCCAAUCAGAGUUACGAUUCUGGUAACGUCGAUUAUGCUGUACCCAAGCAUACGUACAACCAACGAAUACCUUACAAACCUAACGAGGAAACAAACGAAAAGUCACACAAUCAAACGAAACCAUCAAAUCCACUAUUCGGUGUAAACGCAGCCGUACAUUAUGCACCUACUCCAGUUAAUAAUCAAGAAACGAAUGAUAAAUACGAUAGAACGUUACCCAACGGUGUAAGAAAAGCCCCCGAAGGUCAGGAUAAUGAAGCCUUCAAAACGGAAGACGCGAUAGAUGGUAGGAAAGAGAUGAUGGUGACGCCCAACCAGAUUGCAAUAACAGACGGCAGCACUGCGACCUACACCACAGACAAUAAUGGUAAAAUUAAUGUUCAUGUCACCGUCAUGAUUAACGCAGGAACGUUAGCAGAUUUGAAGAAGCAACGAGCCCAAAUAAGAACUAACGGUAGUCCGGUAGAGAACAGUUUGAAUUCAACGACCAAUCAUAGUAUGAACUCGUUACCUGAAGGUGUUACAAAGCAAGAGGGGUCAAGUCAUGUAGUCCAGUCCCCCAGCAUCACUGUGCCGAGGUUCUCAGGGAACACCAGUGAAGUUGUAGGUGAUACGAAGUCGCAUAGGUGUUGUAUAAUAAUGUAGCGUACUGGACAAACUACCUUCAACUAGACUAGAUGGUUAUGUGUACAAGUCUGAAUUGCAUUCCAAAAAGUAUUUUUAAAUUAGCCACAACCAUUUAUAGUCUGUUUUAAAUAUUUUAUGUAUGGGAG